Messenger RNA from Metopolophium dirhodum (rose-grain aphid), 975 nucleotides. RefSeq lists its product as uncharacterized. The transcript has 3 exons. Lineage: Eukaryota; Metazoa; Arthropoda; Insecta; Hemiptera; Aphididae. Gene Ontology annotation, molecular function: protein dimerization activity. The record is from RefSeq and is a predicted model, not a curated record. The coding region runs from base 1 to 975 and encodes 324 amino acids.
AUGAAUGGGCAAACAAAGUAUGAAUUAUUUUUGGAAGUUCAAAAAAAAAAAAAAUUAGAUGUUAUUCACUUGGAACGUUUAGUUGAUACGCGUUGGUCAUACUGGUACAACUCUCUGAAAAAAAUUAACCUUCGUUAUACUGAAAUACGUGAAGUACUGAAUAUUCUUCAAAAUGAUGGUGAUGAAAAAUCUCGAAUGUUGUCAACAGGCCUUUUAAGAGAAAUUUCAUCUUUCAAUUUUAUUUUAAUUCUUUGUACUAUGGAAAAAAUCUUAGAAGUUAUACAUUGUACAUCUUGCCUUAAAAAUGGAAUAGAAGGGCCAUCUGAAGAACUAAGACCUCAAAGAAUAAAACAUUUCAAUAAAAAUUUGAAUGAAUAUUAUGUUACAACUACAACAAGCCAUACAAAUUCAUCAAAUAAAACUUCUAUAAAAAUUGAAGUAUUAUAUACAGUAAAUGACAGAUGUACCAUAGAAAUGAAUAACAGAUUUUCUGAGGAAACUUGUGAAAUUUUAAUGAUUUCUGAAAUUUUUUUUCCUUCUAGUGAAGAUUAUUUCAAUUCAAAAUCUACAAAACUUCAAAAUUUCAUCAACCAUUAUAAAUAUUUUCAAUUUAAUUCUAUAUCUAUAGUUUCUGAAUUUUUUACAGCUAAAUCCCUCAUUGAAAGUAAAAACAUACUAAAACCAGAUAUUUAUUUUAUACUUAAAACUCUAUCGGAACUUCCAAGCGCAUUUAAUGAAACACUAAAAAUUUUGACUAUUUUAUUAACUUUGCCUGUCACUACAGCUACCAAUGAGCGAUUUUUUUCUUCUUUAAAACGCGUUAAAUCAUUCUUAAGAAGUACAACUGGGGAUGAAAGAUUAUGUGAUUUAAUGGUAAUUAAUGUUGAAGGAGAGUAUGCAAGUCAUGUUAACUUGGAAGAAGCUGUCGAUAUGUUUGCUAAUCUUAAGAAUCGAAAAUAUCCAUUAAUAGUUUAA